Molecule: messenger RNA, 3101 nt
Organism: Drosophila eugracilis
Lineage: Eukaryota; Metazoa; Arthropoda; Insecta; Diptera; Drosophilidae
Exons: 10
Coding region: 3-3059 (1018 amino acids)
Molecular function (GO): monooxygenase activity; iron ion binding; oxidoreductase activity, acting on paired donors, with incorporation or reduction of molecular oxygen
Source: RefSeq, a predicted model, not a curated record
CAAUGUUGGGUGUUGUUGGUCUGCUUCUCCUGGUGGCGUUCGCCACACUGCUUGUGUGGGAUUACUUCUGCCGAAAACGGCGCUACGAUAUGUUGCUUCCAGGUCCCCGGCCGCUUCCCCUGCUGGGAAAUGUGCUUAUGUACCGCGGUUUAAAUGCCCAACAAAUCAUGGAAUUUGUAACCAAGAACCAGCGCAAGUACGGUCGCCUCUACAGGGUGUGGAUUUUUAACCAGUUGGCCGUGUUCUCCACGGAUCCCCGGGACAUUGAGUUUCUGCUGAGUAGCCAGCAGCAUAUCACGAAGAAUAAUCUGUACAAGUUACUUCACUGCUGGCUGGGCGAAGGAUUGCUGAUGAGCACGGGCAGGAAGUGGCACGGUCGAAGGAAGAUAAUCACGCCCACCUUUCACUUUAAGAUAUUGGAGCAGUUCGUGGAGAUCUUCGACCAGCAAAGCGCUGUGAUGGUGGAACAGCUUCAGUCCAGGGCCGAUGGAAAGACGCCCAUCAACAUCUUUCCGGUGGUGUGUCUAACUGCUCUGGAUAUAAUUGCAGAAACUGCCAUGGGCACAAAGAUCGAUGCACAGAAGAAUCCAAAUCUGCCUUAUGUCCAGGCAGUCAAUGAGGUCACCACCAUCAUGAUUACUCGUUUUAUCAACGCUUGGCAGCGAGUGGAUUGGAUAUUCCGGCUGACCCAGCCAACAGAAGCUAAACGCCAGGAUGCCGCUAUCAAGACGAUGCACGACUUCACCGAGAACAUUAUUCGUGAACGGCGUCAGGCGCUGGUAAACAAUUCUAAAGAAACAGAUGAGCAGGUGGAUGAUCUAGGCCAGAAGCGUCGUAUGGCUUUACUGGAUGUGCUGCUGCAGUCUACAAUAGAUGGAGCUCCGUUAAGCGAUGUGGAUAUCCGGGAGGAGGUAGACACCUUUAUGUUUGAGGGCCAUGAUACAACCACAUCGGCCAUUUCCUUCUGUUUAUAUGAGAUAUCUAGGCAUCCAGAGGUGCAAGAACGCUUGGUGCAGGAAAUCCGUGAGGUGCUCGGAGAAGAUCCAAAAACGCAGGUUACUCUGCGUGAUCUGGGUGAGCUGAAGUAUAUGGAGAAUGUGAUUAAGGAGUCACUGCGUCUGCAUCCUCCAGUGCCCAUGAUAGGCCGCUGGUUCGCUGAGGAUGUGGAAAUACGUGGCAAGCGUAUACCAGCAGGCACUAACUUCACAGUGGGCAUUUUUGUUCUUCUUCGUGAUCCUGAGUACUUUGAGUCCCCCGAUAUGUUCCGACCGGAGAGAUUCGAGGCGAACGUUCCGCAGAUCCAUCCGUAUGCGUACAUACCCUUUUCUGCUGGACCAAGGAACUGCAUAGGCCAAAAGUUUGCUUUGCUGGAGAUGAAAAGCACAAUCAGCAAGCUCCUCCGUUACUUCCAGUUGCUGCCUUUGGGUCCUGAUCCCCAGCAUUCAAUGAAUAUUGUCCUGCGUUCAGCCAACGGCGUGCAUUUAGGAUUGAAACCUCGCGCUACGACAACAGGCGCACUAUUCGAAUCGAAAGCCCACUCCGCGACUCGCUGCAGGGGGUACAACAUGUUGGUGGCUUUGCUAGUGACUCUCCUGGUGGCUCGUCUGGUGGCCUGGCUAAUUCGUUUGUCUUUGAAUGAACUGCGACAUCCUCUACAUGGGGUGGUGCCCUGUGUUUCGCGAGUUCCUUUAGUAGGAUCCGCCUGGCAGAUGCGUAGUUUCCAGCCGGAUAAUCUCCACGAGAAAUUCGGCGAAUAUGUUCGCCGUUUUGGUCGGUGCUUUAUGGGUACUGUACUGGGCCGUGUGAUUGUGGUUACAGCGGAACCACGACACGUAGAUGCACUUUUGCAUAGUAAUCAUCAGCUAAGGAAGGGCACCAUGUAUCUUGCUCUACGUGGUUGGCUGGGUAAUGGACUCUUGCUGAGCCGCGGUGAGGAGUGGCAUACGAUGCGUAAGAUCAUUACGCCUACAUUUCACUUCGGCAUCCUGGAGCAGUUCGUUGAGAUCUUCGACAAACAGAGCAGCAGGUUGGUGAAGCGUUUGGAGCCCAUGUCGCAUGACGAGAAGGCCGUGAAUAUCUAUCCCUAUGUAGGUUUGGCUACCCUCGAUAUCAUCACAGAAACGGCUAUGGGCGUAAGUGUGAAUGCUCAAGGAAAUGAGGAUUCGGAUGUGGUGCAUGCUGUAAAAGAUCUGACAAACAUCUUGGCCACCAGGUUUAUGAGACCGCAUCUGCUACUUCCCCAGCUCUUCCGACUGUGUUGGUCUACUGGGUUUAAAAAGCAAGAAUAUAGCGUCAACUGCUUACAUCAGUUCACAAAUGGUAUUAUAGAGCAUCGUCGUCAUCUGUUGGCCACAGGGUGUUGCCAGAAACAGCCAGAGAAACGACACACCCUGCUGGACACUCUCCUGCAGGCCACUGUGGGUGGGAAACCGCUAACCGACAAACAGAUUCGCGAUGAAGUCAACACCUUUAUCUUCGAGGGUCAUGAUACAACGACUUCGGCAGCCGCUUUCUGUUUAUACCUGCUUUCUCGACAUGAGGCAGUGCAGCAAAAGCUGUUUGAAGAGCUUAAUGAGUACUACGGACGGGAUUUAAAUAAAGGUGUUAUCCACUCCGAUUUUGCUGCUCUUCCAUAUCUGAACUGUGUGGUCAAGGAGUCUUUGCGUCUGUAUCCGCCUAUUCCAGCAGUGGCCCGCUGUUUAGAAAAAGAUUUGGACAUAGAUGGUGGUUACAUCCCAAUGGGAACCAACGUAGUCGUACUGCUCUGGCAGCUCCUUCGCGAUGAAGCACUAUUUGCUGAUCCACUACUCUUUCAACCAGAGAGGCAUCUAGGAGAAGAGUCCUCCAGACUGAGUCCAUACAGCUACAUACCCUUCUCCGCAGGGCCGAGGAACUGCAUUGGUCAAAAGUUUGCACUUCUGGAGACGAAAACCAUAGUGAUCAAGAUGAUGCGACACUACAAGCUGCUACCAAUCGGCGUAGAUGUGGAGCCUUCCAUUAAAAUAGUGCUGCGAUCGAAGUGCGGUGUGAAUAUAGGCUUGCGACCGAGGAUAUAUUAAUAAUUUGUGAUUUUAGAAUUAAAAUAAAUAUUUAAGAACCUA